This is a messenger RNA of Linum trigynum, 1815 nucleotides long. Lineage: Eukaryota; Viridiplantae; Streptophyta; Magnoliopsida; Malpighiales; Linaceae. The record is from the annotation of a GenBank genome assembly.
AUGUGGAAGCUCGCGCGACUUGUUGCUGCUUCGAAUUUCCGCCGAGCGCGGCCUUUCUCCACCGCCAUCCCAUUGCCCUGUAUCGUCCACAAACGCGGCGCCGACAUCCUUCACGAUCCUUGGUUCAACAAGGAUACUGGAUUUCCAUUAACUGAAAGGGAUCGCUUGGGACUUCGUGGUCUCCUUCCACCUCGUGUUAUAUCAUUUCAGCAGCAAUAUGCUCGCUUCAUGGAAUCGUAUCGAUCCUUGGAGAGAAAUACCAUGGGACAACCUGAAGGUGUUGUAUCAUUAGCAAAAUGGAGGAUCUUGAACCGACUGCAUGAUAGGAAUGAGACAUUGUACUAUCGAGUUCUUAUUGAUAACAUCAAAGAUUUUGCUCCAGUAAUUUACACACCAACAGUGGGGUUAGUCUGUCAAAACUACUCUGGGUUAUUCAGGCGUCCACGUGGGAUGUACUUCAGUGCAAAGGAUAAAGGAGAAAUGAUGUCAAUGAUAUAUAAUUGGCCAGCUCAUCAGGUAGAUAUGAUAGUCAUAACAGAUGGUAGUCGCAUUCUUGGGCUAGGUGAUCUUGGUGUUCAAGGAAUUGGUAUUCCAAUUGGGAAACUUGACAUGUAUGUUGCUGCUGCUGGCAUCAACCCACAAAGGGUUCUCCCGAUAAUGCUAGAUGUUGGUACUAACAACAAAAAGCUGCUCGAAGAUCCUCUUUAUUUGGGACUUCGGCAGCCCAGGCUGGAAGGUGCUGAGUAUUUGGCAAUUGUUGAUGAGUUCAUGGAAGCUGUACACACACGUUGGCCAAAGGCUAUUGUGCAGUUUGAAGACUUUCAAGCCAAGUGGGCAUUUGAAACACUGGAAAGAUACCGUGGAAGGUUUUGCAUGUUCAAUGAUGAUGUACAGGGAACUGCCGGUGUAGCACUUGCAGGUUUGCUUGGCACAGUGAGAGCACAAGGCCGCCCAUUGUCUGACUUUUCAAACCAAAAGAUAGUGGUAGUGGGAGCAGGAAGUGCUGGGCUAGGUGUAUUGAAGAUGGCUGUACAAGCUGUUUCUAGAAUGUCUGGAAACAAUGAAACUUCAGCUAAAAAGCAGUUUUUCGUGCUUGACAAAGAUGGCCUUAUCACUAAAGCUAGAAAGAAUCUUGAUCCAGCCGCAGCACCAUUUGCAAAAGAAUUGACAGAUAUUGAGGGGCUUAGGGAAGGCUCAAGUCUGAUUGAAGUGGUUAAAACACUGAAGCCCCACGUGCUUCUUGGUUUAUCUGGAGUAGGUGGAAUCUUCAACGAAGAGGUACUUAAGGCCAUGCGAGGAUCCGAUUCUCCCAGACCGGCAAUUUUUGCAAUGUCAAAUCCUACAAUGAACGCUGAAUGUACAGCCGCUGAUGCUUUUAAGCAUGCUGGAGAUAACAUAGUUUUUGCAAGUGGAAGUCCAUUUGAAAAUGUUGAUCUUGGAAACGGCAGAGUUGGGCAUGUAAAUCAGGCCAAUAACAUGUACCUUUUUCCUGGAGUUGGUCUUGGAGCACUUCUCUCAGGUGCUCGGCUUAUAUCAGAUGGCAUGUUGCAAGCAGCUGCAGAAUGUUUGGCUUCUUACAUGACCGAUGAUGAAAUCAAAAGAGGCGUCUUGUACCCAUCUAUUGACAGUAUUCGGGACAUCACGGCUGAGGUUGGAGCUGCUGUUCUCCGAUCAGCAGUGUCUGAAAAGCUCGCAGAAGGACACGGUGACGUGGGGCCCAAGGAGAUGAAACAGAUGUCAAAUGAGGAGACGGUGGAGUACGUUAGGCGCAACAUGUGGUACCCUGUUUACAGCCCUCUAGUUCAUGAGAAGUAA